Messenger RNA from Scomber scombrus (Atlantic mackerel), 737 nucleotides. It is a transcript of the gene crybb1l3, whose product is annotated as crystallin, beta B1, like 3. Bases 108 to 737 code for a protein of 209 amino acids. The transcript is spliced from 6 exons. Gene Ontology annotation, molecular function: structural constituent of eye lens. NCBI's taxonomy places the organism in Eukaryota, Metazoa, Chordata, Actinopteri, Scombriformes, Scombridae. The record is from RefSeq and is a predicted model, not a curated record. Gene Ontology annotation, biological process: lens development in camera-type eye; visual perception.
AGACUUGAGCUGGAUGUGAAUGUAUAUAUAUAUCCCCACUCGCAACGGCGGCCAUCAGUCCCACCAAAGGUCGGUCCAUUUCAACCUGCAAUUGUAACUAUCUGAUCAUGUCUCACUCAGGUGCUCAAGGCAGUAUUGGCAGCCACUCUGCCAUUGGGCUGCGCAAUCAAAAGAUUUGUCUCUAUGAAUUCGAGAACUUCCAGGGCCGCAGGAUGGACCUGUUUGGAGAGUCCCGUAACCUGAUGGAGAAGGGUUUCGAGAGAAUUGGUUCCAUCAAGGUCGAGUGUGGACCCUGGGUGGGUUACGAGCAGCAGAACCUGACUGGUGAGAUGUUCAUCCUGGAGAAGGGAGAGUACCCCCGCUGGGAUACCUGGACCAACAGCUACAGGUGUGACUCUAUGAUGUCCGUCAGGCCCAUGAAGAUGGACCCCCAGGACCACAAGAUCUGCCUGUACGAGUGUCCAAACUUCGAGGGUCGCAAAAUGGAGGUGUGCGAUGAGGAUAUUCCUAGCCUGUGGUCUUAUGGCUUCCAGGAUCGUGUUGCCAGUCUUCAAGUCACCGGUGGAACCUGGGUGGGCUACCAGUACCCUGGCUACCGUGGCUUCCAGUAUGUGUUUGAGAUGGGCCCUUACAAGCACUGGAACGAGUGGGGAGCCAACCAGCCCCAGAUCCAGUCCAUCCGCAGGGUGAGAGACAUGCAGACACACCGCAGGGGCUGCUUCGAGAUGACCGCAUAA